GAAGUAGCCACCUUCUUCUCUUCACGAUAGGACGAAGAAGAAGAGCCGUGACCGCCUUAAAAAAUCUACAGCCUCACCAAACUUGCAUUAAACAAUACAAACCGUAAGUAACAAUUAGCAAACCAAUUAUGACUGUCUAACCAAUAAAUAUUCUAAACUAAGAAAGCUUAGACAAUUUCCUUUCUUAGCUUCCAUCAUCCAUCCCCACCUAAUCUCUCUCUCUCUCUCUCUCUCUCUCUCUCUAUUUCUUGUAGGUGAAGUCGUGAACUUUAUCUUGCAAUUCCCAUUCAUUUCCUUUUACCAUCAAAACCCAUGUUUAGAGCACUGAGCACAAGAAGAAGCCAACACGGCGGCUAUGAAAAGUUGGCCGAUGAGUCUACCAUCGGUCUUCUUCCACCGGCCGAGGCACCAACUUUGAAGAGGUCUAAAACUGUGCCGUCUAGAGUGCUUGUUUCUUCGACUAAAUUACCCUCAGAAUUGCCCUUGCCAAAGGUGAAGAAAGCUAAUUCUAAGAGUCACCCGCUAUUCAGUCUCUUUGAUUCUCGCCGGAAAAAGAAAGCUACGGCUAAGCCCGAGUUUACGAGGUAUUUAGAGUAUGUGAAGGAAGGAGGAGUGUGGGAUGUUAAUUCAAAUAUGCCUGUUAUAUAUUAUAAAUGAGAAGCUAUUUAUUUAUUAAUCAAUCUUGAUUUGUAUAUAUGUUUAGCUCUAUUGAA
Jatropha curcas is the source of this 713-nucleotide messenger RNA. RefSeq lists its product as uncharacterized. NCBI's taxonomy places the organism in Eukaryota, Viridiplantae, Streptophyta, Magnoliopsida, Malpighiales, Euphorbiaceae. The record is from RefSeq and is a predicted model, not a curated record.